AUGCGUUUCACAAAGUUUUUCGCCGGCGUCACUUUCGCUCUGUCUGCAAGCCAGGCUCAGGCGGCUGUCAGCCCAGGUGAAGUCGCGGAGACCUUUGAGCGUCUGACCAAUAUCGCCAGCGACAUCAUCCAGACGGUUGCGAGUCUGGAUAGUACAAAGAUCAUUACAAGUGUCCCAAGAAUCGCAGGCGAGUUUGGUCAGCUAGUUGAGGGCGUGUUCGACGCUAUCGAUAUUGUCGGGAACCCCGACCAGUUUAAGGACAUUGGGAAGAGCGACCAGGAUAAGAUCUGCGACGCCCUUGAGAACUUUGUUGACAAGGCGCGCGACGCCGUCGACUCCAUCAUCGGAAAGGACAGCAUCAUCGGCCGAACACCCUUCGUGAGCAUCAUCGCCAAUAUUCUGAGCGUUGCUGCUGAUGCCCUCGAGUCGCUGGCCCGUUCGGCCGUCAAGAUUGUCCCCGGAUGCGAGGAACGCAUCGAGAAGAAGCUGGAUCUCUUGAAGAACUCUUUCGGUCAAGGCGUUACCAACUUCCGCGCCAAGGCUGUUGAGCAGGGUGGUAGCCCGGUCUCCCUCCCUACCCGUAUUCCUACCGCUGUCCCUACUGCUGCUCUUUCUUCUCUUAUCGAUCUCGCCACUAAAAUCACUCCCGCUGCUUCUUCUCUCCCCAAGAUCAACCUCCGCGCCGAAGCUGUGGAGCAGGGUGACAGCCCCAUUUCCAUUCCUACUGGUAUCCCUACUUCUGUUCCUACCGCUAUCCCUACUGCUGCUCUUUCUUCUCUUCUCGAUCUUAUUGAAUCUAAAAUCACUCCCGUUGCUUCUUCUCUCCCCAAGAUUACGGGUGGGCCUGUCCCCAUUCCUUUCCAGGCUUAA
Clonostachys rhizophaga is the source of this 870-nucleotide messenger RNA. Lineage: Eukaryota; Fungi; Ascomycota; Sordariomycetes; Hypocreales; Bionectriaceae. The record is from the annotation of a GenBank genome assembly.